ACACACCCCUCUCACUUGACCACGCCGUGCUACGUGUGGGUCUUCUGGUUGCACUUUUGACACACAGGAGCUCACGGUGGCUGGGAGAGUGUUUGGUUGGAGUAAUAAAGAAGGGCGCAUAUUGUCGAGGAAUAGCAGAUCUCGGAUAGCGGAUCGGAUUGCCAAAGUUUACGGCGCGUCAGACUUUCCCGGCGACAGAAAAAUUGGGAUCUGAACUCUCUCUAAAAACUGGAAUUUCAGUAGCAGUUAUAAUAAUAUAGUGCAUUUAAGCCGAACGCACAACUUAGAGGAAAGCGCAAAGUAAACAGAGUGUUAUAUUCAGGAGUAUUUCUGUACUUUUUCUUUUGUUUCAUCAUGGACCACAAGAUGUAUCUUCUGUCUCUGGGGGUCAUCUUCGGCUUACUGAGGACGUCUUCCUGUAGGAUCUGUUCUGUAGGCUACAUGAGAGAACGAUCAAGAAACUGUAUAGAUGUCAACGAGUGUGAAGACCCCGUGACACACUGCGGCAAAAAUGCAAUAUGUUUCAAUACUGUGGGCAGCUACUAUUGCCAGUGCAAGAUUGGCUUUAUACCAUCCAAUACCAAAAACUUCACUUCCACCACAGGGCAGUGCCUAGAUAUUGACGAGUGCAAGGAAGAGCCGGAUAUCUGUGGUCAAAAUGCUGACUGUUUGAAUGAAAUAGGAUCCUAUUACUGCGAGUGCAAACCAGGAUUCAGCUCCGGCAUCCAUGCCAAAGAGUUGCCAAAGGCCAAUGAAUCCAAUUGUGACGACAUGAACGAGUGCACGGAUCCCUUGAGGCACUGUGGCAAAAAUGCAACAUGCUUCAAUACUUUCGGCAGCUACUACUGCCAGUGCGAGCCUGGCUUUACAUCGACACCCAAAACCAACUUCACUAUCUUCACAGGACAAUGCAAUGAUGUCAACGAGUGUGAAGACCCCGUGACACACUGCGGCAAAAAUGCAAUAUGUUUCAAUACUGUGGGCAGCUACUACUGCCAGUGCAAGAUUGGCUUUAUACCAUCCAAUACCAAAAACUUCACUGCCAACACAGGGCAGUGCCUAGAUAUUGACGAGUGCAAGGAAGAGCCGGAUAUCUGUGGUCAAAAUGCUGACUGUUUGAAUGAAAUAGGAUCCUAUUACUGCGAGUGCAAACCAGGAUUCAGCUCCGGCAUCCAUGCCAAAGAGUUGCCAAAGGCCAAUGAAUCCAAUUGUGACGACAUGAACGAGUGCACGGAUCCCUUGAGGCACUGUGGCAAAAAUGCAACAUGCUUCAAUACUUUCGGCAGCUACUACUGCCAAUGCGAGCCUGGCUUUACAUCGACACCCAAAACCAACUUCACUAUCUUCACAGGACAAUGCAAUGAUGUCAACGAGUGUGAAGACCCCGUGACACACUGCGGCAAAAAUGCAAUAUGUUUCAAUACUGUGGGCAGCUACUACUGCCAGUGCAAGAUUGGCUUUAUACCAUCCAAUACCAAAAACUUCACUGCCACCACAGGGCAGUGCCUAGAUAUUGACGAGUGCAAGGAAGAGCCGGAUAUCUGUGGUCAAAAUGCUGACUGUUUGAAUGAAAUAGGAUCCUAUUACUGCGAGUGCAAACCAGGAUUCAGCUCCGGCAUCCAUGCCAAAGAGUUGCCAAAGGCCAAUGAAUCCAAUUGUGACGACCUGAACUGUGACCAGUUCCAGCUCGACAAUGUCACCGAACAGACCCUACCAGAGCUUGCAGAAGAGUUGACAUUCUUCAGAUCCAAAUGCUUGGCAUUGAAUAAGGCAACUAGAGGAGGAGGAAGUGGCGAUAUGCUGUUAGAGAGGUUGCUGUCCAUAAUAGAUGAGCUACUUUCAUCUGGGCCACUGGGUGACAACAAGAAGGUGAGCAAACUGCUGGCCCUGACCGAGAACGCCAUCGGCAUGGUUACCCCGCUGCUGAAGGAGCCUCGGACCCAGAUGACAUCCAACGAAUUAGAGGUGGAGAUUCUGGUGAACAGAAGCACAAUGCCGCCCCAAGGUCCAGUCAGCUUGUCAUCCCAGUACACCAGACUGGACACUCACUGGGAGACGGCCGCAGGAGCGAUCGAAAAAUACCCAGGGUUCGCCUUCACCACCCUGCUGAGCUACAACAGCCUGGAGAAAUCCACCAAUGGCUUCUUCCAUGAGAUGGGCAGCAAGAGCCAGGUCAGAGGGUACCAGAUCAUCUCCAAGGUGGUGACGGCCAGCGUUAGCAACAGGAACACUCGAGAACUACGGGAACCAGUCACGUUUGACUUCAGCCACACGCAGUUCGCAGAGAAGGCAGAGCCUGUGUGUGUGUUCUGGAACGCCAGCCUUGGUGGCGGAGGCUGGUCUCCGGCAGGCUGCUUGAUGGUGAAGUCAGACCCCAACCACACCAUCUGCAGCUGCAACCACCUUGGUAGCUUCGCUAUUUUGAUAGCACUCUGUGAUAAGGACCCAUUCGAGCUGCAGCUGAUCACGUGGGUGGGCCUGUCCCUGUCGCUUUUCUGCCUGCUGCUCUGCAUCGCCACCUUCUACUUCUGCAAAUCCAUCCAAGGGACCCGCAACACCAUCCAUCUUCACCUCUGCAUCAGCCUCUUCGUCGCCACCCUCGUCUUCCUCGUGGCAAUUUCCAGAACGGAGAACAAGGGUGCCUGUGCCUUCAUAGCGGGCCUUCUCCACUUCUUCUUCCUGUCCGCCUUCUGCUGGAUGUGCCUGGAAGGCGUGCAGCUUUACCACAUGGUGGUCCGGGUCUUCAACACCACAUUGCGGAAGCGCUACUUGCUGGCCGUUGGCUAUGGCAUCCCCGCCGUCAUCGUGGCGAUAUCCGCCUCCGCCAACACAAAGGGCUAUGGAACAGACUGCCACUGCUGGCUGAGCCUAAAGGACAAUUUCAUCUGGAGCUUCUUCGGCCCUGUCUGUGCCAUCAUCAUUCUGAAUGUCUUUUUCUUCAUCGUUACGGUGUGGAAGUUAGCGGAGAAGUUUUCUAGCCUUAACCCUGACCUCUCCAGUUUACGGAAAAUUAAGACAUUUACAGUCACAGCCAUAGCACAGCUCUGCAUACUGGGCACCAUGUGGAUCUUUGGCUGCUUCCAGUCCGAGAAGAACACACUGGCGAUGUCCUACCUCUUCACCAUCUUCAGCAGCUUCCAGGGGGUCCUUGUGUUCGUCAUGCACUGCCUCUGCUCCAAGCAGGUACGAGAGGAGUACAGCAGGUUCCUGACCUCCACCUGCAGGCUUCAGAAGUACACCGAGUUCAGCAGUAACACGUCCAGCAACUCACAGACCGUCAGAAGCUCCGAUUAUACAGAGUCUGAGGUCUGAAGGAUUUUUAACCACCCUGUGUCACAGUUAUGGCUAUUGACAUGCCCAGUGUUAAUUUUGGAAAGAAUUUUUAAUUUAAUUUUAGUCUUAGUCACUUACUGAGAAUUGUAGUUGGAUUUAAGUUCCAUUUUAGUCUUUUUUUGUUUUGUUUUAGUUAGGAUUUUGUCAGUGGAACUCAGUUUUAGUUAAUUGUUUAGCUAUAAUUUUCUCAGACAGGUUACUGAUACUGCAAUAGAUUUUGCUGAAGGAUAUCCUGGCUCUGUAAAUUCCCUUGAGAAGUAAGCACACCUAAUACAUAAGCAUACUGUAUACACAGGCACACUGUAUACAUAAGCAUACUGUAUACAUAGGCACACCUAAUACAUAAGCAUACUGUAUACACAGGCACACUGUAUACAUAAGCAUACUGUAUACAUAGGCACACCUAAUACAUAACCAUACUGUAUACAUAGGCACACUGUAUACAUAAGCAUACUGUAUACAUAGGCACACCUAAUACAUAAGCAUACUAUAUACAUAGGCACACCUAAUACAUAAGCAUACUGUAUACACAGGCACACCGUAUACAUAAGCAUACCUUAUACACAGGCACACCUAAUACAUAAGCAUACUGUAUACACAGGCACACCGUAUACAUAAGCAUACUGUAUACACAGGCACACCUAAUACAUAAGCAUACCGUAUACAUAGGCACACGUAAUACAUAAGCAUACUGUAUACACAGGCACACUGUAUACAUAAGCAUACCUAAUAUGUAAGCACACCCUAUGAUGCUUAGUUAUCUAUCUGAAAAUGUGUUACUGACAUACCGUACUUCUUUUAAAUAUAAAAAUGAAUACCUAAAGUUUGUUGGGAAAAGUGUAAUACCAUAAUGUUUCCUUCAUAGGUUGUAUUUAUUUUCUGCGUACAUCGACAUCACAUACUGAUACUUGUUAAUGUUUGUUAUUAGGACAUUAAACCACCCAUCAAAUUUAACUAUUG
Brienomyrus brachyistius is the source of this 4293-nucleotide messenger RNA. Its product is annotated as adhesion G protein-coupled receptor E5-like. Lineage: Eukaryota; Metazoa; Chordata; Actinopteri; Osteoglossiformes; Mormyridae. The record is from RefSeq and is a predicted model, not a curated record. Gene Ontology annotation, molecular function: G protein-coupled receptor activity; calcium ion binding. Gene Ontology annotation, cellular component: membrane. Gene Ontology annotation, biological process: cell surface receptor signaling pathway; adenylate cyclase-activating G protein-coupled receptor signaling pathway. Bases 355 to 3312 code for a protein of 985 amino acids. The transcript is spliced from 22 exons.